CGGAUCGUCCGUUGUUUUAGUCAACAGCGGCGACACGGAAUCGGUCGCUAUAGUCGUUGAAGAUGUUGAUUGUGUGUUGUGGUUACUUGGCCCUCCGCCAUGCUGUACCGUGCAAACUGUGGUUGGGAAGGGUGGAGUCAAGGAAGGAGAGCAACCUCGAGAAAUUUAAUGUGUUCAUUGCAUUAUGAUUAUUGAAGGGAGGAUGUAGAUCCAGAUUUUUGUCUUUAUUUUAAUUAUUAUAUUCUAAAUUCUAUGCUUUAUGUGCACCGUAAAUAACAUUAUGAGGAUUGAAAUGGGCUAAUUGAUUCUCUAUGGAAGUUUAACUAUUUAAUUAAAUGGAGCAACAAAGCAGAAUGGACAAGGAUGUCCAUGUUCUCAGUGAUGCUAAUAUGGUUCACCAAAGAAACUGUACAAAUUCUACUAUAAAUAGCAAUCACAUCUGCAUGUAACUAAAACAAGAAGGAGUAUACACACACAUUUACAAACAAAUCAUCAAAGAAGAUGGAGGACUAUAAUGCUGGCUACGAUGGAACAGAUAUUAUGGCCUCUCUGAACUCUGACCCUUUCGGUUUGGGCAACAGCUCUUCCAGUGAUAAGUUUGCUGCCUUUGAUGCAUUUGUGAACAAAAUAGUGGAUGAGGAAUCUCAGCUCCCUGACCCUGGCAACAUGGACAUGGCUGAAACUUUUAGCUCAGAUCAUGGCAGCAGACUAAAUUCUCACCUAUCAAGACCCUCUGGAGCACGCCUUUCAUCCCUUUCCCCACUACCUAGCAGUGUUGGACUCUUGCACCCUCAUGCAACAUCUAAUCAUACCUCUUAUCCUGCCUCUUGUCCCAGUUCACCAUUUGGAUUUAACUCACUUAACAGCCCCUCUUCUUACAAGCAUCACAAUGAUCCUAGGGUUGAUGCAGUGCAGUCUCCUCCUCAGCUCUGGGACAACAACGGUAACAGGCACCUGAACAAUAACAGCAUCAUGAACAGCACCCAGUAUACCAACAACAACAACAACAUCAACUACAAGCAGCAGGGAAAUGUCAUACCCAACCUCGACGACAGUGCCACGUUCAAAGAAGGCUUCAUCCUUGAUGCCCAAACUGUGGGGAUGCUAGAUGUCCCAAACUUGGUUGUGUCCGAAGACUUUCUGCAAAAGUGUAUAGAGGAAAUCCAACUGCAGAAUGACAAUAAAUUUAUUUUUGGAGCCGAGGAUGAGCCCUGUUUAGAAGUGAACAAAUACAACCUUCGCUCACCAAGUCCCAACGGCUUAAGUUAUAACAAUAUCAACAACAACGCAGGUAACUUUCCAGGAGGUAGUGUCUCUAUGGUAACAAAUUAUCCUCAUGGCGCAGGCAGCAGGCAGUCUACACUGAUGGCAGCUCCUAAUGUAGACUUCUCUCUAGAUAAUUUCCAACAACGACAAGCCACUGCACAUUGGUCACAAUCCCAUUCACAACAAAUCAAUCAUCUUAGCCCAUAUACUUCCAGUAACAAAACCGCCUCUAACCUAGAUGUACCCAGUUUAGACAGAUCCUUUUUCGGAUGUCAAGGUCUCACGAGGUCAGAGUUCUCAAGAAGCAUGGAAUGUAUCAGUGGCCAGUUUUCUAAGCCUGAAAUUUCUAGUGUAUCCUCAACCAUGUCGCCUCCUUUGAGGCGCAAAAGCCAUGUGGGAAGUGGUGCUGAAUUUGGUGAACGGAAGUAUUUGUCACCACCUAACAGCCACCGUCAACCUAAAUUAGGUCUUAACAUGGAGCAAGAUACUAGCUAUCAUGGUCUGUUGUCAUCCACAGCCAGCCCUUCAAGUCACAACCUGUCAACCCCAAUAGGAAGCAGACAGCAUCCAAUUUCAUUUUCAACAGUGGAUAGCCUAAAUCAACAUUUGAUGUCCCCCAUACCACCCAGGAUACCUCUUCCUCAAGAGGUCAAGAUGACCUCCAACCAGAUUUCGUCUUUCAAUAUGGAAGAUUCACAGAUUUCAGAGUCACAGUAUUCAGUCAUUCCUAACAGUGGAUAUCACCAAAACUACAUGUCCUCAAAUUUCAAGCACCCUCUGGAUGAUGGGUCGAAGUUCACAUUCAACCCAGAUUAUCUUGCAUCCCCAUCAUCUCUGUCUUCAAUAUCAUCAUCGCCAACAUCCUCCUACUUAGGCAAAACAACGUCUCCUUUAAAUAUAGCUUCACCUCCCCAGUCCUCAAUGUACCUACAGCCCAUACAUAUCAACACUGGCCCAGCAACACCAGCAACAACGUCUAACUAUCAAAACAGUUCCUUGACCUGGACGGAUUCACUUUCUCCUUGUGUGUUCUCUGGAGGCAACAGUGUCAACAACAACAACAAUAAAAGUAAUUGUUUAGAUAGGAACCAUUCUUUCAACCCCUACUGCGUCACGCCCACCCUGGAUAUCUGUUCCAUGGAGGCUGAUGCAGCUUGCAAACAGAACGUUAGCACUAAUAUGCCCAAAAGUCUUAACACUGGAUUGAUGGAAACUAAUAACAAUGACAGAUGUUUCAAAGCGAGUACUGGCAUGGAGACAAGGAUUUCUUCUUCUUGUAGCAGUGUCACAUCACCUGCAGCUAGCCCAAUGUCUUACACCUCUGUGAAUAGAGUAAAUCAGGCCCAAGUGGACCAGAGCACUCUUGCAGCCACUGUCCUCAAGGAGCGUCUCUCCAGCAAUCACCAGCUGCAGCAGCAACACCAACAGAAGCUGCAGCAAAUUCAACAACAGCAGAUAACCAACCAUCUGCAGCAGCAGUUAAGACUGCAACAGCAGCAACACCACCACAAACAGGCUGGCGUGAGAAAGCCUUAUAUAGCAGCUGAGCAGAUUUUGCAUCUUGGUAAUGGAGUUCAAAUGACCAAUGUGCUUGGGCCUGGUGCUAUCCCCUUCAACCAAGCUAUCAAUCCUUAUGCAUUUAUAAACCCAGCCCAGCCUGUGUAUUCAAACAUUGCUGGUUUGAACCGCUUUGGUGCUGCUAAUAUUGGACUUGGAGGUCUUGGUCAGACUAGGACAAUGGCAACACAUUACAACACAGGAGCUCACAUCAAUGCAGCUAGAAAUAUUAAUCACAUGUCCCAGUUUGGUACAGAAGCCAUUUCUGAUCCUUCUAAGUCAGCUUCUGACAAGCAGAGAUUGUUAGAAGAAAUAUUGUUGCGUGAUCCGAGGGCCCAAGCUGCCUACCAACAAAUUCUUCACCAAACUUUAUUGCAGAAUCCAACAGGUUAUCAAGCUGCCUUGUUGAAUAAUGCUCAUAGCAGCCUUCCCUUUCAAAACACUGUGCAUCCUUCUGCUGCAGCACUACUCAUGAAUGCUGCUGUUCACUUUGCUGGUCUAAGACGAGAUGGAGUAGAGUUCAUUCCCCUAGAUCCCAUGACUCACUUGUCUUCACCCUACAUGGGAGAUGUGUUGUACGACCCAGCAACAUUUCCUCUUCUUGGUGUUCACCCAUUUGUCCCAAACUUGAGACAUUUCAGAAGUGGACCAUCUAAUGAACUACACACUAAACUUGAAGAAUGUUAUGAACAGUUCAAGGCUGUGGAAAAAGAAAGAAAAAAGACUGAAGCUGAGUUGGCCAGACAGAAUCCAGGAAAGAAAGUAUCUAGUACUAACACUAUCCCUAUUCCAAGGUUACCCAACAGUCCAUCCCGUGUAGACAGGUUGAUUGUGGAUUCAUUUAGAGAACAUGCAAGGAUAAUAACGUUGAUAGAAAAAAUGGAGAAGUUGAGAAGUUUUAGUGUUCACCCCAAUGUCCACUCCACAAUGUCUGCCUGGUUAGAGAGCAUCAAGAAAGUACAAGCCAGCAGGAAGGAUGAAAUAGUCAACUCUGCCAACCGUCAGAGAGCUGGAGUACCCAGACAGCCAGAUGAUAAAGAUGUAACUGCCCUGGCUGCCAGUAUAGCUGAUUUGUCUGUCCACACUCGCUUGGCACGGACUGCUCAAUGGGCUGCUCUGCAAAUGUCUGACAAGGGAAAUCCUAAACUCCCAGAGGGUACAGAGUCAGACUUUGAGGAACCGGUCGAUUUAAGUCCUUACAUGAAGUCUUCUUCCUUGACCAAUCUAUUAGCUGAUGUCUCUGUCAACCAGGAGCCUGUAGUCAAGGAGGAGUUUACUGAAGGAGACAAAAGCUGUGAAAGUGCAGAGCUGUUGGAAGAUUCAAGUCAAGGAGAAGUAAAGUCAUCAGAGAGUAAUGAAGAAAGUACAAAUGUACUUAAUGAGGAUGUCCUACCAGUAGUUAAGGAGUAAAAACUCUUAUAUGUUUACCCUGACAUUUAGUUUUUUACCACAAGAAACAAUAGUUUAAAGUCAUUAGAUAGUUCUUAGUACAAGACUUAUAAGUUGCCUGUCUGUACUAUGUUGUUUACUGUAGUGGCAAGCUUUUUGAUAAUAUUAACACCACAUUUCUAUUAAGGGCCAACUAGCUUAGAGUGUAUCUUCACUCAGUAAGAUCAACCCUGUACUUAUCUAAAGUUUCAUGUAGUCUUGUAGUAGUUUCAUUAAACAUGGACCUAAAGGUCACUGCUAGCUUAUAAGUCUGUACUGUUACCAAAUACAUUGUUGAUAUAAAUUGUGUUGAUUUUUUUACUCUUGAAAUCUGUCUCAGAUAAGAGUUAUGUUUGAAACCAAACAAAUAUUUAAAAAAGAAUACAUUGAUAUAUUAUUACUUGAAAUUAUUCAAAAGUAUUAUUGUAAAAAAAAAAAUAUUUUCAUUGAAAUAAAUAUAUUACCAGCUGGAACUGUUAAUGAAAUUAAAAUUGUGAUAUUUUUUUUUUAUUUAUUUAUUUGUGCCCCAGCCCCCUUUUUGUUUGUAGACAUUCCAGUGUUGUAUGACUUGUAUAUUUACUGGUAGUUCCAACAGCUGUUUGUGAUAGUGUACAGCUCUUGCUUUUACCACAUGACAUAACACAUACAUAUGCUGUAGUCUUAUGGUCCUGAUAGAUGGUUGAAUAUAUAUAUAUAUAUGUAUAGCAUACAUUCUAUUUACAUUCAGAUCUGUGCCCUAUUUAUAAAAUGAUAUUAUAACAACACAAUGGCAAUUCAGCAGAACUGAACUGUUAGCCAACAAUCAAUGAUAUAUUUGUUUUCAUUUCAUGUAGGAUUAUAAUGAAUAGAUGAGUUUCAACUAUGGAAACAAACAUUGACAUUGAGUCCAGUGUUUAUUUGUGAACAGAGAAGUAAUGAUCUCUUUUUUUUUUUUUUGACUAUUUUGUGAACAUCUAGUUUCAGGUUGUUCUUAUUGAUCUGAUUAAAUUAUAUAACUAUAUAUUUUAUAAAUAGACAUUGCUGUGGAGUAGCUAGCACUAUAUAUUCUUAGAUUUAGUUGAGAACAGUCAUUCUAGUGAUUCUAGGCAAGUACAUGCUUGCAGAUUUGAGAUAUUCUAGUUUGUGAACACAAUUACUUCUUGUUGUUUUUUUUUUUAUUAUAUUCAGUAGAUGGUUUGUAAUUAGAUAAUUUGUUGAGGGACUACAUUGGAGUGGAAUGAGCUUUCACUAAUUGGUGAUAUUGUUAUAUUUGUUUAUUUUUUUUCCUUUUAAUAUUUUUAAUUGAUUUCUAUUUGUUGUAGAUCUGUUCAAAUUUUUAAAAUUGUAUUUGUGGGCCUAUUUAUAAAUCACCCAUUGUAGACUAUUUUAGAAUUGUAGACUUUUAUUGUGUUCACCCAUUGUAGACUAUUUUAGACUUGUAGACUUUUAUGUGUGUUUGAAGUUUAGUUUCCACUGUGUGCUUAGCUUACUUAGAUUUGAAUGUUUUCUUUUGAUUUGGACCUAAUACUAUUGCUUUUUUUGUUAGUAGUAUUGCUCAUCUAUUUGAUGACUAUCUUUACAAUUUAGCCAUGCGGUUUCUCCCUAUGUGGUAACCAUUGUUUUGAUUUGAUUUUCGAUAUCACAAUAACUUCUAUGAGCACACUGUAUGCUUUUUGUUUGGUUGUUUCUUGUAGCAUUGAUUGAGCAUAUGUUUUUACUUUCACAAACACUUCAAUGUAUUUUGUUGUUGUUCAUGGUAUUUCUAAUGAAGGAGUAUUCCUUACACAGGGUAAUUUCAUUGUACUCCAGGCUCUAGAGAUGUUACGUUUCUUGAAAGUGAUCUUUGUCAUUUGAGUUACUAGAUCAUCUAGCUUUAAAUAUAUGACAUUGCAUUCUUUGUUGACUUUUUCAUAGUCCUUUUUGUUUAUUUUGUUUGUAUGACUAGAGUAAUUACGAGAGUAGAAACUGAUGACUUGUAAGAACUUAGUAUAAACUGUAGUCUAUACAGUUUAUAGAUAGAUUUUUUUUUGUAAUGCAAUCUGUGAUGACUAGAAGUGUUUUUGCAAAUAUAGUCAAAUCCGGUUAAUCGGAUUAGCCCCUUAUUAGGACUGAAUCCUAUUGGACAGUUUGCUCCAGUUAAUCAGACCAGCCAGCUAUUAGGAACAAAACAGUCAUGUCCAGAUAUGAUGUGAUUAACUGGAUUCCUUUGGUAUGUGAUGCAGCUCUUCUUAGACAUCUUUUAGUGUGUAUUGUAUACUGUUUGUCUGGCUUACAUUUCUAACUUGAUGUGCAACUUGCAGUCCUUGAUUCGUGCCAUCAGACAGCAUGACUACACUUACUACACUGGUGUUAGGUUAGGACUGGAUUGUAGUCAGCCUCACCUAUUUCCCAGUUUGCUAUUAGUUUGUCCUUUAAAAAAACAAAACAAAUUGGAACAAUUUUGUUUUACUGACUUUUGUUUUAAUGCAGUUUGUUAAUUUUGUGUACAGUUGAUGAAUCUGCUAGGUUUGAAUUCAACCUGAAACUAUUCAUGCUAGUACUAACACAACAACUUAGUAAAAGACUUGGGUACACUGUUUUUCAGUAGCACUUUAGUUUAAAAACUAUUUACAUUUGUUUACUGUUAAAUACAGAUUAUAUUACCAUUAAAUACAGAUGGCUGCCUAGUAAGGUGGUAUGCUAUUGUCUUGAUGGUCCUGGAUUCAAACCCUGCCAUCCAGUGGUAGGUAUGAGCUGGGAUAUAAUUAUGAUGAAUUUUGAAGGAACAUUUGAAAAAUGUACUGACAUUAGUUUGUUUCAAAUUGUAGACUAAUCAUAAAAUAUAUCUUUGGAUUGAAUGUUUAGUUACUAUUCAACUCAGUUUUGGUUUUAGAAUAACUAAUAAGAUUUAUCUGAAUGUCUAGUACUCUAGAACUUGUCAAACUUGUAUUUUGUAUACUACUAGAAAUGUGUUCUAAGAAUGAAAUACAUUCUGUGAAUGUUUGACUAAGAUGAACCUAAGUGUUAGUUUUAUUGGUGUACACUGAUCAAUAGAACCAAAUGUACAGCCACUUAUCACUCUCAGUCUUGACAAAGAUCUCUUAUUUCUAUGACUCUGCCGUCCCAUUCUUUUUGUUUUCAACACAUAAUAUAGUUCAACAUCAUACACAAUGUCUAGUUUUUAACAAAGUGACUGUUAACAAAAGUCUCACACAACUAUUUCAUUGUUUUAAAACUUUUUUUGUGUGUAUUUCAGAAAUCUAGUGUACUGUGAGAAUUUAGAUAUGUUUUUAUUGAAUGAUAGUUUAGUGAAAAAAGGGGAUAAAUUACAUAUAAGUUAUUUGCUUUUUUCUGUGUAGUGAGAAGUUAGUGAGUGGAAAGACUAUUUCUCCAGCCAGAAGAAUUGUCCCAUUUGUCUGUGUGUGUGUGUGUACAUAACCAGCUCAAAUUGUUGUUGGCCAUGCCUGCUAAUUCACACAUGUUGUCUUUCUGCACACCUGUGUUCUCUGCUCUGUGGGUAAGCAAUGUAUAUAGACUUACAAUUCAGAAUCUUUUCACACAUAUUCUUUGCUCUGUACCUUAUAGUAGACUUUUUUUUAUGCUAUUGGUUUUUUCUAGGAUUGCUGCUUCCCCCCACCCCCCAUUUUCACCACUUCUUUAUAGGUUUCAUGUUAUUAAAAUCAUUAUUCAAAUUAUGUGGAAAGUUGAUCUAGUAUAACUAACCACUUUGACUAGGAAGUUGUCAAAGAACUGAAGCAAUGAAAACAACUGGAUUUAAUUGCAUAUCUUUUGACUUGAUAGGGGGAUCAUUGGUCAACAUCUAGAGGGAGAUUAUUUCAAUACUUCUGUUUGACAAGGAAAGUUAUUCAAUAAACCUUCUGCUAUUCUCAACAUUUCUAUGGUAUGAGACAAAAUGAAGUGACGUGACAUAUUCUAAUCAUUAUUUCUCUUUCAUCAAAGAUUUGUAUGCUAUCAUCAUUUUUACUCUCAUUGUAAACCUAGUCAGUGGUAGAAUUAUGAAAUGAAUUCAAAAGCACAAAGAGAAAAAUUGUGUCUGUAUUUUGCUCUGCUGCUCUAGUUGCUGUCCUAUUGGCUUUAGUCUCUGAACAGAGUCUUUUGUUUGUUUUGCUUGACUCUUAGCCUGAUUAGUUUGGCAUUGUUGUAAUUCAAUGGUUUGGUGCUAUCUACCUGUUGUCUUAGUGUAAUACAACUUAUUAGGCUUCAGCUCUCUGUCAAAUGUUUUAGGGUGACCAUGUUGGAAGGAUUAGUUGAUGGUAGUGUCAAGUCAGUAUGAUCUCAUUUACAUAUACAGAGACUUAGAGAGAUGUUUAAAAAUUGUUUGAAAACAUUUGAAGCUUUUAUUUUAACUACUAUUGAAGUGAACAACUUCUGAAGUAAUUUUUUUUUUUUUAACUGUAGGAAAUAACUGGGUUACAUUAAAUUUGUAUUUCUUCAUCAGUUAUAACUUCACAGUUUAACGUUUGCAAAUAUUUUGAAAUGACAUUAAAGUCUGUCACUCUAAAAGACUUGAGUUAUCUAAGGUUUUGUUUCUACUGUUGUUUUUCCCGAGUUCUUUAUUAUUUGAUCUUAAGAUUGCAUGGGUCAAAAAGAAGCUGAUAAUUUAAAUAAUUAAGUUUUAGGCUGUACCAAAUAUUGAACUUUCUUUAUUAUAUAAGCAAAAGUAUUUUGUAAAUAAUGCUCUUAGGAAUACUUUGAAACUGUUUUAGCAAAGGUAGCAAUUGAAGUUAAGAAUGAUAGAGUUUGAGGAUGAUCUGCUCUGCUCAGCAUUUAAAUAGGUUAGAUUAGUUCAUGGAUGUAGUUUACCAUUUUGUCUUUUGUGAUGUUUGACAAUGCCUCAAAACAAGGUCUUGAAACACUCAAUGCAAAACAAUGGAAAUGAAAUGUGAACUAUCACACCAACAUUUGUUUUUUGAUUCUCUUGAUACUACUGUUAGAAAAAGGCACACGUUUUAUAGAAACUUGAAGAUGAUAUAUAUAUGGCUAAUUAGUGACCUUAGUGAUAUCAUUGCUGAGAAAUAGACGGCUUUGACUCUUAGCCAAAUGUUUUUGUUUCAAGUAUUCAAAUUUUCAUAUUCUAUCUAGUUAACUGUAUCCAAUUUGAACACAAGCUAAUUUAAAACAGUUUUUGAAAAGUUGUGUGUAAACUGUGAUUUUUUAAAAAGUUUGGAAAGUCCAAUGAGCAUUGAUUGAAAUAACUUUGUUUUGGCUAGAAGUUCCUGUUGAUCACUUUUUGGGGGUAAAUAUUACCAGUUUUAAUGUUUGCAGUACUUGUAUCUAAUCCAUUGACCAAAAAGUGAUCAAGUCACUUUAACACUAAGGUCUACUUAUGCUUCAGUAAAAAAAAAAAAGAUUCUAUUUAUAUGUACAUAUCACUAUUCAUAUAAUAUUUAUAUAUAUAUAUGUAUUUGUAUAUUUUUUAAAAAAUACUAUUUUACUCUAUCAAAAUGGCUAAUAAUGUCAGUGAAGUAAAGACAUCUUAACAAUGAAGGGCGCAGGACACUUCAUGACAUGUGAUUGUGUAGUCCAAGUCUUCCUCUUUCUCUCUCUCUUUCUUUCCUUUGGCUAUUACAAAUGUUAAGCUCAACGUAAAACAUUGACCUUAAAUGUUAGAAACUUCUAGCUUAAAAAUUGUCAUGUUAGCAAGUAGAUAGUUUUAGCUUGAAAUAUAGAUUAAAAAAGUAGAUAGUUUUAGCUUGAAAUAUAGAUUAAAAUCUAGAAACUUAUGGGUUACUACAAAAAAGUGAUUUAUUUGGUUUUCAUGUGAAACAAAUAUUUUUUUCCCAUGUUUGUUAAUGCUUAGAAUCAGUGCAAAACCUGGCAUAGACUUAAUUGCCUCUUCCCCUGUUGCUUUCUUCUUGUUCUAUUUUAUAAUUAGCAUAGUGUGGUCCUUGGGAUUUGACAACCAUGUGCAGGUGUAGAGCAUAAAACAUUCCUAGAUCUACCCUGAGAUCAAAUGAAAACAAGUAGACUUUGGUUGUUCAGUUCAAGUACGGUAAGCUCAAAGUGCUAUCCAUGCAAGCUAAUUUAUCCUGAAACAGUUUGAUGCAGGAUCACAAAGGAAAACAUAAGUAACACACUCUAUGAUUCAGUAUUAUGGUGAGGUUUUAGUCUCAAGGAAGUGAAGGCAUAGAAAACAUAGAAAAAACUUCAUCAUUUAAAGAAAAUAUUCAUGAAUAUGUUGAAUUAGUUUAUUUUUUUGUGUGUGUUAGUGUUAAACAUAGAAAAACUUCAAUCUUUUAAGAAAAAUAUUCAAUGAUUGAUUAAAUUAGUAAUUAUUCCAACUAAAGGUUACACAUUAAUACACUUUUAGGUACAAAAGUAAUGAUCUGUUGUUGUUGUUUUUUUUUAAUGUGAGGGGGAGUCUCUUUGUACAUUUCAUUUAUGCAACAGUAAAAUAUAUAAAUAUAUGGACUGAGUCUAAAGAUGACAAUAAUUGAGGGUGGCCUUGUAACCAUAUUGCAAUAUGACUAGUUUCUAUUUAUUUGACACUGUUGCUUGAGUUUGUAAGUUGAUGAGUGCUUGAAGCUAUUACAUUUUGUCUCAACAUCAUUAGAGAAAAAGAUUUGUACCAAAUGCUUUUAAAUUUUUUUUCUAUGCAAUGAAAAUGUUUAGACUGCACCUCCUAAUUAUUUGAGAUAUUUGUAAAAGAUGAAUCAAGUGUGUAGGUCUUACUAAAAGUCAUGCAUUAUCAUUGAAGCAGGCUGCUGUCUUAAUGACUUACUAAUUUGGGUUUUAAAAAAAAACACUGAUAUUUAGUACUCUGAAAUCGGUAAAAAUGAAAAUGGCUUCAUUUAGUAAUCUUUCUUCAUUGAUUUGUUUAUUGUUUUGUUAUAGUAAAAUUCUGAUGAUAUGUAAUCAUUUCCGUCAGGAAUAUACUUUUUACAAAUGUCUUUAUAGACUUGUGAGCAGGUAGUGCAGUUACUUGAUCUAAUUUUAUCAAGAUUCUUCCCACCACCUAUUUCCAUGCAAAUCUCCCAAGUUUAUUUUUUUUUUUAUGUUUACACCAAGUGCUGAUGUGAUUCUUUUGGCCUCUUGUGUUGUCUUGUAUCAUUUUGUGCACAGAUUAGUGUUCCUUCACCCCUACUGGUGAGAAUGAAUGGCAUAGUUGGAUUCAUUCAGCUGGGAACUUAAGUUGUUUUUUUUUAUAUUUUAUUUCAUUCUAGUUCAGUGUUUUUGUUCAUUGAUGAAUAAUGCUUUGUUUCACUCUCCAUGUAGCUGCACAUACUUGGUUGUUGUUUUUAAAUCCUAUGUAUUAUUACUGUGCCAUUAGUUAACAUCAAGAUGAUCUUUGGGUGUGUAAGAUGCUUUGAGUUCUUGUUUAGUUGAUGUGACUGUUGAUUUAAAAACAAAUGAUUCCUUGUAGAUUAAGCUCCUUAUAUUUUAGGAUGCUUCAAGAACAUAUAGUCUAUGUUGAUACCAGUACUUGUGUAUGUGGGCAUGAGGCCAUUGAGAUUAUUUGUAUUUGGCUUGAGUUUAUUACAGACUUGAUCUUCUAGCUUUAAAAUUUGUGACAGUAGCAAAUGCUUUUUCCUUUAUAUGCUAGUGUAACCAGCACUACUGAAACUAGUAACAGAGUUCUAGUGACCCUCACUAGUUUCCUUUUAUUGUGAGCUUCUUAUGAGAACAUCAGUUUGUUUAUAAAUCCAGACCAAGUUGUCUUCUCUUUGCCACUUUGGCAGCAGUUUCAUUGAACUGAAAUAGUAGCAUGGUAUAUUUAUGAAACUAGUUGUCUACAAUAUGCUUUCAAUAUUGUCUAUGAUAUACACCUUUUUCUAUGCUGUCACUUUGCUUUGUUACAAUGUUCCUUAAAAUAGGAUGCAUGUGUAGCACAUAUGUAGUUCUGUAGUUGUACAGUGGCUUGGAAAAGAAAUGAGGUCUUACAUAUAACGGUCAGUUUGAAUUAGAUUUGAGGGGAUUGUAUUGUUUCAUGAGAAAGUCAGCCAGACGUCAACAGUAGUUACUUUUGGUGAUUCUAUAAAUGUGUUUGUUAGCUUCUCAAGAAUGACAUCUAUGUUUAUAGUUUUGUUUGCAUCUAACCCUUUUCAACUCUUUGAUCUUGCCCCAGUUUUAUAAAAAAAAACAGUUCUAGGUGCCAUUAAUUGACUUCCUAUUGUCAUGGGCUUGAAACUUGAAGGAAAAUGUUAAUAGUUGGUGAAUAGAUGCCUUUGUCCAGUCCAACAUUGUUCAAGUGUAUAAUCCCUGAACUAGCUUUAGUUAUGGUUGUAAAUAUUGGAAAAUGUCUGCUGCAUGUAUUGCAUGUCUCUCUUUGAGCCUGAAGACCACAGGGAGAGGUUUGGACAGCCAGUCUUGCCCAUCGCCAUGAUUUGUUCUUGUCUUGGAAAGUAGAAACACUAGAUGCAUCUAUUGUUCUAAGGCCACAAUGGACAUGGAGCUCACCCCCAGGCCUUAUUCAAUCAUUUGAUGGUAUUGUAGAAUUGUCAGCGUAUCUUUACAGUAAGAACUAUUGAGGUUGUGGGACAAAGAGAGAAAUGUUUUGUGUACUAAAUGUGCUGUCUUGUUUCCAGUCACACAAUGUCUGUGAUAAAUGACAAUAUCAAAAGUGAUAACCUCCACUGUGUUAUAAGAGGGGAAGAUGUCCAUGACUUCUACUUCCUUAUAGUGUUCAUUUGUUUUAGCUUUCAUUGAUGGUCAGUAGAUGGUGUUCUUUUCUAUUGCAAUUUUAUUUGGGUUUUUUCUGAAAUGUAUUCUUUUACAGUAAGAAGGUAUUUCUCAGUGUAUUGACCGGUCAUUCCAUGGUGUAGCCAAUGAUUAGCAGAGUGUCAAUUGAUAGGUCUAGCCACCAUUUUAGCUAUACCUAAAAAAAAAAAAAUGUCUGUGCCCCUGUUUCUGGCUAAGUUCAAUAUUUGACAACUCCAUCAAGUGUUUGUGUUUGUUCUAACUCUGACUAGACUUGUGUUGUCAAGUGUAGCAUCACUAGAAAUGUCCAACCUAAUUGUUGUACUUUUGAUCUCCAUUGUGUCUUGUCAACAUGUCAUUGUUGCCCUUCUAUAAUUCAAACUAUUUUCUUAUGAUGGAAAUAUACAAUUUAUAUAUAUACCUAAAUGUAAUCAUUUGAAAAAAAUAUUUUUAACUAGAUUUGAUCAAUUCUAUGUCCCAGUGUAUUUUGUUAGAAUGUGUUUUUCUUAACCAAGAUUUCUUGAGUUUAAUUUUUUGCAUUCUUUUGAGGAAAAUCUUAAUCUAACAUUUAAAAUUUAUUUGCCUUUUGAAAUAAAAACAAAAAAAAAAAGCAUGUUUCAAAGAAAUGGACGAUAUUAUUUUAUGGAAUAACACAUUAACAAAAAGUGUUCUAAAGUCCACUAUACAUAAUUUUUAGAAUCUUGGCCACUCUAGUAGAAACAUCAUAGGACACACAUAUAGUAGCCAUACUGGUAAGUAUUGUACUGUAAAUGGCCCUGUCCUAUAGAAGUCUAGAUUGGGCAAGUGAAAACUUUGUGUAGUAGCUGCUUCAUGUGAUUGUAUGGACAAAUUGUGACUUCAUUAGCAACAAAUGUAGUUGUUUGUUAAUUUUUUUUCUCUUGUCCAAGUAGAUGACUUGAUUUUUUCUGUAGCCUGUAGAAACCCUGAUUUCCUUUCCUUGUCGUUGUGAACAAAGAACUGAAUAGAGUUUGUCUCUGGUCUUGUCAUAUAUUUUUUUUUUGUAUUGGUGGAUACAAUCACGAAAUAAAAUAAUGAAUGAACUCCA
Messenger RNA from Biomphalaria glabrata, 13933 nucleotides. RefSeq lists its product as uncharacterized. Gene Ontology annotation, biological process: male meiosis I; female meiosis I; meiotic cell cycle. The transcript is spliced from 12 exons. Lineage: Eukaryota; Metazoa; Mollusca; Gastropoda; Planorbidae. Bases 502 to 4233 code for a protein of 1243 amino acids. Gene Ontology annotation, cellular component: nucleus; cytoplasm. The record is from RefSeq and is a predicted model, not a curated record.